AUGACUCGCUGGAGCCAUGAGUUGUCUUUUUAUAGUUACACCUUAACUUAUAAACCUGGUGCUUCCCAUUACAUGCCUGACCUCUUGAGCAGAAAGAUUUCCCCCAUUGAUGAAAUCUUGAACCCACAGACCGUUGCCGCCGCUCAGCAAGAAGACCCUCUUUGGAAUGAAGUUCGUGAUUAUUUGCAAGAACGCCGGAUGCCUAGGCAAAGGAUCCCGCUGAAUCUCGAGGAAUUUGAACUAAGAGUGAUCUCUAUACCAUCUGAGAGUCCUCCCUGGAGAGAAUCUUCAGAAACCUACUGUCGCCUCAGGGAUCACUAUUACUUUCCUCAAAUGUUGGCCGAGACGAAGAGAUAUGUCAACUCUUGUCUUAUCUGUCAACGGAGAAAAGGCCGUGCAGGAAGAAGGGCCCCUUACUGCCAUGCCAGAAGUUACACAUCCCAUGGAGAGAGUAUCGGUGAUCUUAUAGAUUUGCUUGGAUCUACCCAUGGCAAUAGGUAUGUUCUGGCAAUUAUAGAUCACUUCACCAGAUAUCUGCAGUUGAUUCCUCUGCCUAAUAAGGAAGCCCAGACAGUUGCUAAUGCUUUUAUCAAGGAGUAUGUUACUCUAUUCGGUCCACCUCGUCUACUAGUUGCAGAUAAUGGAAGAGAAUUUCAUAAUAGGUUAUUUUCUCAGGUGGUGAAAGAUGCUUUGGCAACCUUGAUAGGAGAACAUCCUAAUGAUUGGGACGAGAAAGCUACCGUUUGUAAGACUUGCCCUCAACAGUGCUGUGCACAGGAGCGUGGUCAACAACCCCUUUAUCUGAUGACUGGCAGAGAUGGAUAUUUCCCACGGGGUGUUACGAACGAGAUUGACGGCGACGAGGAGACGGCCCAGGUGCUGAGGGAAAAUCUACGAGAUGCAAGGAUAGCCGCCAAGGAUGCUGCAAGGAAGGCCCAACAGGGAUGGGCCCGAGACUACAAUCGCAGACUGAGGCAGAGAUUCGACCCAGCGGAAGGAGACCUCGUACUGCUACGUAUUUUUCGUCAUGGUGGUCCAGGCGGAGCACUGGGCCCAAGAUGGAGUAAGCCUGCCAGGAUUGUGAAGAAGCUUGGUCCAGUGAAUUUCCUGAUUCGAGAACCUGACCCUCCACACAGCGAGGUGAAUUAUCAUAUUAAUCAAAUGCGUCCUUAUGUGCCCAACAGAGAGAUUGUCUAUCCUGAGUUGGACUCCGAAUCAGAUGUUAGAUGA
Molecule: messenger RNA, 1230 nt
Organism: Penaeus monodon (black tiger shrimp)
Lineage: Eukaryota; Metazoa; Arthropoda; Malacostraca; Decapoda; Penaeidae
Exons: 3
Coding region: 1-1230 (409 amino acids)
Biological process (GO): DNA integration
Molecular function (GO): nucleic acid binding
Source: RefSeq, a predicted model, not a curated record